Austrofundulus limnaeus is the source of this 1274-nucleotide messenger RNA. RefSeq names its product acetylserotonin O-methyltransferase (gene asmt). Gene Ontology annotation, molecular function: O-methyltransferase activity; protein dimerization activity. The record is from RefSeq and is a predicted model, not a curated record. NCBI's taxonomy places the organism in Eukaryota, Metazoa, Chordata, Actinopteri, Cyprinodontiformes, Rivulidae.
GCGAUGUUCACCGCCUGUGAACUGGGGGUGUUUGACGUGUUGUCGGCCGCCGAGCGCCCCCUCUCAGCUGAGGAYAUCAGUCAGGCGGUGGGGGCCAGUCUGGAUGGCACAGAGAGGCUGCUGGCUACCUGCUCCACCCUGCAGCUGCUCAACACACACCAGGACAACGGACAAGUUUUUUACAGUAACACAGAGGAGACUCGGGUCUUCCUCACACGUUCCAGUCCUUUGUCCCUCAACUUUUACAUCCAGUUCACGUCCAGAUCCACCUAUGUCUACUGGCAAUACAUAACUGAUGCCAUCAGAGAAGGACAGAGUCAGCAUGAGAAGGCUUUCGGAGUCAGCUCGAAAGAUGUGUUUCAGGCGUUGUACAGGAACGAUGAAGAAAUGAUGAAUUUCCUGGAGUUAAUGAAUUCUAUCUGGAAAAUAUGCGGUAAAGAUGUCAUCACAGCCUUCGAUCUUUCAUCUUUUAAGGACAUUUGUGACAUUGGAGGCUGCACCGGAGCAUUAGCCAAGCACUGCACGUCAGUCUACCCACAAUGCACUGUGACGAUCUUUGACCUCCCCAAGGUGGUGCGCAUAUCGCGGGAACACUUUGUCAACGAGGGUGAACAGAGGAUAAGCUUCCUUGAGGGGGAUUUCUUCAAAGACCCUCUGCCGGCAGCUGACCUCUAUAUUGUUUCCAGAGUCCUCCAUGACUGGACUGAUGAACGCUGCAUAGAGUUGCUCCYUGGAAUCUACAAAGCCUGCAAACCAGGAGGCGGUGUGCUGGUGGUGGAGAUGCUGCUGAAUGAGGAUGGAUCUGGCCCGCUGACGGCCCAUCUCCACUCCCUGAUCAUGCUGCUGCAGACGGAGGGCAAAGAGAGGUCAGGGUCUCAUCAUGCUGCCCUGCUAAAAGCUGCUGGCUUCACCAACAUCCAGUACCGAUUCACUGGAAAGCUCUACGAUGCCGUCCUGGGUUACAAACAGAAAUAGGUGCAAGAUUUUAUGCAAUGUCAAAAAAGAAAAAAAAAUUCUUGCAUUUACAAAAUUGUCAGUGUAGUUGUCUUGAUAUGUGACCCUGAAAGGAAUAAGCGUACAGAAAAUGGAUGGAUGGAUGGAACAUACAACCUUUUUCUGGAUUAGGCAUGGGUUGAUAAUUUGUUUCAAUUUCUACCACAGAAUCAAAACCACUAAAUUGUUUUGUUGUGCAAUCACUACAGUAUCAUAUUUGUAUCUUUCCUACUGGUGAUGGCGGCAAUGGGGUGCCGUUUGUAAAGUUACACAGUCAAAAA